UUGUUUGUACACAAAGCCACGACGAAGUUGCAAAGCUGUUUUGCUUUUGACAGUUGAAAAGGUCGUUGCUGACCUUGACGUUGCAAAUGCAUCAACUAUCAUAUCAGAGAAUUACAGAAAAAAAAUGGAUGGCCUAAACGAAGAGGGCGAAGGAUUACCAGAGGUAUAUCUCAGUCCGUCACGCCAGUAUAGAACAGACAGGAACAGUGGUCCAACCCCAAAUGAUAGCGACCAGAACGUGUGGGAGGAUAUUGAGGGGGAGACCUGGGUGCCACUACGUCCAAAACCAGCUAAUGAUGAGACAAUUACAAGAUUGGAUAACGACCAUCAGGCUACAUAUUCCCUUGGCAUGCGAGAGGAGAUUGAGGGCAUAUCAUCAUUAGAGUCAUCUGCAGCUGGAAGCAGCACAGUGACAAAUGCAAGUCAAUCUCACGCAUUAAGUAUGAGUGAAGUUAAGGAGCCUGAGAGGAUGCCAGAAGGAGCUGGGAACCAUGAAGAUGGAUCAUCUCAUUUACUGAAUGCUGAAACCAAAGUUAAGAAUAUUGCGAAAGGAGUUGUUGCCUGGUCCAGGCAGAGAGGAGAGACUCCAGGAUCUGACUGUCCUCCAGUGGCAGGUGCAGGGGCACUACCAAGAACAUUUAGACAGAACCUUAAGCUGGACACAAAUUAUUCCUCACAACAAAGUAGCGAGUUGGUUUUUUCACCAGGUGGUGAUGAAGGCUUCAUGGUUCCUGGAGGUGUUCAUGCUUAUUAUGGUAGUGGUUCUGAUACAGAGGGUCUAGAAUGGAGUAUGGGAGAAGAGUACCAGGCUGAUAGUGUUGCUCCAUAUAGAGAUGUUGUGGAGGGGGCUGACAGUGUUACUCCAGUUCCUCAGAAUUACAGUGGUAAUGGCUCUUCAGUUGGCUUACGAGCCAUGGAACGUAAUUCUCCAGCUGGCCUAAGCACACCUGACGCAGAUGUUGAUGUUACAGUUGCAGUUGCUAGAAGUUUAUCCAGUAGAAAAUCCAAGAAUAGCAUAAGACCUCCUGUAGUAGGCCAAAGUGAGGAACUUCUUGUUCAAGCAUCACGUAAAGACUUAGGAUCAACAGAUGGUGAAGAAUCUGAGGAAGGAGGAGCCAAGAGACCACCCAUUAGAGAUGAUCUCUUCUCUGCUCCUGAAACACAACCUGGCUCUCUUGGAAGCCAGUCAGAAAAUACUGACAGUGUCAACACUGUGUUAGAUAUGAGUCGUGGGGAGGUGCAGGGGUGUGAAACAGAAGCAGUGGGCACACCUAUGCUGUCCACACCAUUAACCCUGGAGCCAACCAUGAGUCAGCCUCACCACAAACCAAAUUUUGUUAUAGGAGGUCCCAUUAGCCCAAGGGGAAAAUUCAGGCAGUUUCAAAACACGGUAAGAGGUAGAAUGCAGGAUGUCAAAGCUUCCUUAGAAAUUCAGCCUGGAUUGAAUCUAGGAGUUCAUGUUGACCGUGAGCAAUUUCUUAGCCAGCCUCCGCUGUAUGCUCCUACUACACCAGUCUGUGAACAGGAGGUGUCUCUUGCAUCCAUGAUAUCAGUUGAAACUAACCAUCCAGAUUCAUCAGACCGAGUUACAUCUCCUUCAGUUUUAUCAGUAUCAAGUGCUGCCUCAAGCAAAAGACUGGAAUGGGACUCUGGUGCUGACGUUGGCUAUGCAGGCAACACACCAGAACAAAUGACAACAUCCUUGAGUACUCUAGAGAGGAUUGCUAUUGGAAACUAUGCAUCUGUGUUAAGAACAGAACCUGAAGGGACAACCCAGGUGAAAGAAAAACUUAAGAAUUCUAAGAAGAGUUACAAAGCAUGUGGAGCAAAAGGUGGUGGAAGCCUUUUGAGUGUUAAGCGCAACAUUCCUGAGGUUGUGGGUUCAUUGCCUUCUCGAUCACUUAGAGUCCCACAGAUUCGUGAAAGAAAACUUUUGUCCUCUAGUGAUGAGGAAUUUGACAGCAGACGGACAAGUCCCUCUCAAAGUCCAAGACGGAAGCCAAGAAGACGAUCCUCUCUUGCUGUUGCCAAAGAUAAUGAUAUUCAAGCAAAGAGAAAUAGUGGGGUACAGUUAACUCACGGGAGAAUUAGGGAAAUUAUGGGGGAGAUCAAUAAUGAAGGUAAAUCCAGCAGUCUUGUUGAGUUGAACCAAACAAACAAAAACACUGUGGAAUGUAGAAGAAGUAAUAGCCAACAGUCACUUUCUGUCACUAAUGCUGAAAAGGAAGAUGAUGCCAAUAUUGUGUCCAGGAUGAAUAGUACCUAUGUGCGAUCAGGUCCUGUAGCUACAGGAAUAUCAAGAAGCACUGUAGCCAACAUAUUUGCUAAUACUUCCACAAGUACUAGCACACUGGUCCAGAGUAUGUCACCUUUACCUGUACAAGGGAUUUAUGCUAGCACUAGCAGUACCUUAGUAGAAGGAGCAUCUCAAGCAUGUUCAAGGUCAGAAUUAGUGACAAAUAAAUCAUCUGAUGAAGAAGUCUAUUCAUCUCAGUCAUCAAUACAUCAGCUUAAGGAUAAAGUUGGUCUCAUAAAUCUCCAGAGAAGAACUUGUGUAUCCAGUGGCAAUGAUAUCAGCUCGAAGUCGCAAGAGAGUUCAGACUUGGAAACUCCAUCAGACAUGAAAGAUACAGAUAUUGAUAGUUGCAAUUCUCUCCAGUUAUCAGAUGAUAUGCCCGUUAAUCUAAAGGCCAAAAAGAACAGCAGAAAUGCCAGAAAUCACGGAAACAUUAGCAGACCAACUGGAAGCAUUUCUGAGCCAAGGUGUAAGAGCAAGGAUAGUAAAAGUGGUACCAAUAUCCUGGCAGAAAAAGGACACAAAGAAGUCCAGGAUUCUUCUGAGUCCUUCUUAGAGAGUCGGCUAUCACUGCAAUCCUCGAACAAUUCCCUGCAAGCUCUAUCUGCCAAGCUUAAAAAACGAAUUCAGGUACUCCUUGACCAGGGUACAAUGAAGAAGGUCCAGGAUUUCAACAAGCUACAGGACUAUAUCGAAUUCAUUGGCAUACCUUCAACCAACGAGGAGGAGUGUCGUCUGAAACAUGGUGUUGCUGGCGUCAUCACCAGAAUGUUUGGGGAAAUUGAAGCAGAUGACACGGACACUUCAAACACAUUCAACUCUGAGACGUCUGAGACACCAACAACCGACUCGCAUGCCAGUGAAAACAUAACCCAGAGUCAUAGCAACACAGAUUUUCCUUCAGUUGAUGAAAAUCAGCCGACCGAAGAACCAGGAUCAUUUCCAUGCAAAUCUACAACUGAAAAGGAUGAAGGCCAAGAGCGGUCAGUCACUCCAGGAGGAACAAUUACACUCAGGGCUUACCGUCCUCCAUCUGCAUCCCGCACUUAUUUCAUGGCAGUUUCGAGAGAGUGCGACGAGGGGCUGGUCGAAGGGGAACGCACAGCCACACCAGAGAGUGGCUCUUCGUCUUUGCAAGUAUUUGGCCAGGAGAUAGACUUCCACCGAGGUCAGGCAGAAGGCCAAAGGGAGGACACAGAAAGCGGAAUUCCAUCUUUGUCCCCAAGGUUUUGGCAGCAGGUGGACAGAAGCUAUCCCGGCACAGGGGAUGGAAUUAGGAAAGAUGGUACAUCAACACCUAAUAUGCAGGACAGAGGAAUAAUUGGAGAAGAAAUUGCAAAUGAAAAUGAAAAUGAAGAUGACUCCAGGUCAUUUUCUGAAAGUGCAACUUUGCCUCCGGAUUGGGGACUUGGACUCAGGAGAAGCCAGGCAGUGUCUUCAGGUGCCGUUACAUCAGAUGAGUGUUCACCUCGUCAUGUUGGUCGCUGGUCUGUUUUGGACAGGAGGUCCAGCUGGCAUGAAGAAGAUAUGAAUGGAAGAUUUAGAAACACAGAUGACUGGAAGACUGCUACCACACGCUCUGAGCGUCUUUACAAAGAUAGACGAGGCACACUCCAUGUUGCCAAUCAGCCCCCAGGCUACAUGGAUGACCGAGACAGCCACCCAAGUGAGUCCACAUCUGAACACGAACAUCACCAACGCCGUAGCAAUGACACCGAGUCCCAUGAUGAUGGAAGGAGAGGUGCAGCCAGACCGUGGACCAGUUCAGGUUCAGAGAGUGCUUAUGAGACAAUACGUGAGAGGCACAGACACGUUGAUGAAGCAUUGGCCUCUAGCUUUGAGUUUUACUCCACCUCACCAAGGGAUGCUAGACUGCUAGGCUACAUGUCAAGUGAUGCAGCUAAAGAUGAGGAAGCAGAUGAGGCAGAUGAACCAGUGCAGGAUGAGUCUCAGGCAGACCAGAUAUUGAGUGCUGCUUCAAGUGAGCAGUUGUCGACAGGUAGACCAGUUCACUCAAAGAAAAGGGUUUUACGGCAACAGCACACAGAAGAGCAGAACUCCACACCUUCCAGUCAUACAGAUGCAAAUGACGUAAGCAGUCAAGUGUCAUUCAUCCAGUUGCAAAAGCAGAAGUAUGUGAAGAGGAUACAACGUCAUAUUCAUACCCUAGAAAAGCUGGAGAGGGCUCUGAUGGAACAGCUGGGGGACAGCAUAGGAUCAGAGAACAGCUUCAGGAGAUGCGUGACUGAAGGCCGCUCACAAACAGAGUCAGAUACAAAUAUCAGGUCUCAGACUCGUGAUAUCCUUGGGCAGUCAGAAACUGCAACAAGCAGCAUCAUAUCAAGUGACUAUAGUGAUGAAGUGAUGGAGAAGUGUAACCGCCUAAAACGAAGAAUGAAGGCAAAUUCAUGCCACAGCAUGAGUAGCGAGAGUCAAGCAGGACAAGAGAGUCGGUCACAAUCAUCUGGAAAAAAAUCUGAGAGCACAAAGUCGGCCACAGGCUUCAACAGCCUGGGUCAGUCUUACAUGUCUUCACCCCGGUUUGCGCAAAGCCAGAUGGGCUCUGACUUGGCAAGUUCUCGAGCCUCAACACUGAAACGCAUUGAGAAAGAAGUGAAAAAACUUGCCAUUACAGAGGAGAAGUCUCGGCAGGCAUUCCCUAAAGGGCAAAGGAAGCCAUCAGCAAAGUCAAGCUUGAAGGAAGGCAUCCAUUUACAGAAUGCCAUGAGGAAAAUGCCGAGGGAAGAACCAAGGGGAGAGGAAGGACCAAAGAAAUCUCAAGACAAGAGCACCAGGGAGAUUUCAGAUGAUAAUCUUUCUGUUCAGGCCUUAAAGAUUGGUGGCAGCACUCCAGAUGAUGGUAGACAUCUUACAGACAAAAGGUCCAAGAUUCAGAAAGGGAAAACAGAAUUAAUAUCUGAUAAACAGUCUACAGAUCAAACUAUUUCUGAUAGCCCUUUUCUACGUCAAGGUGAUGGAAGAGAAGCAAGGGAUGGUAAUCAGAAGAUAAAAAUGCCUGCAGUGCUAUACAAAAAAGAUAAUGGUAGGCUUCGUGUAGACUCACCACCAGUUCGAGACAUCCCAAGGUUGGACACUAAGAAAAUUACAAAUUUGCAUGACUUUGGUCAGAUGUUCCCAAGUGUAGAAAGUUUUUUAUCUGAUGACGACAACAGACACAGUUGUAGUGAAGAUGGGAGAAGUGUAGGGAUACAAACAGGAGAAUCACUUUUAUGCUUGGCAAAAAGUCCUGUUGAUACCACUAAGUCACAUCACUCUAAAACAGUUGAUAUAUUGCAUCAGAAAGAUGUUAGAAAGUCUGAAAGCAAGAUGCGUGAAAGAGAUCAGACAAAGGACAAGCAAGCAUCAAGGCCAAGCUCUGGGAAUGGAAGAGAAAAGCAUGAAAAUAUACAGAGAAAGAAUGAUGUAAUUGAUACUAAGGAUAGACACUUGAAAAAGCAGAUAGAUCCUCAGGAGGGAGAGUCUGAGGAUCAACCCCUUUUGCUAAAGCAGAUCACAAGAAGAGGACAAGUUGGACAUAAAGACAAAGCACUUUUAAGUUCUGCACCAUCCUCCAGGCCUGAUUCAGGUGGAGAAACAGAGAGACAGAGUAGUAAUGGUAAAAGCAGAGAAAAGCAGAAAUUUAAUGAAGAUCCCAAAACAGACAGACAGAGUAGUAAUGGUAAAAGCAGAGAAAAGCAGAAAUUUAAUGAAGAUCCAAAAACUUCAAGUAGACAGGUGAUUGGAGAUAGCCAUCCAAGUUACAGAAUGGAUAAGUUUGAAGACAAUAUAUCAAGUUGUAGAGAAGAUGCUAAGAAACAUUUUAGUGAUGGUACAACUACAAGAUAUCAGAGGACAGAGUCUUCAAGACAAGAAAUAAACAUUAAUAAGGAUAAACAACUCUCUUCAAGGCCAGUCUCAGCCAGAGCAGAAUCCAAACAAAGGAUGGCUUUAGAUGUAGAUGUGUCCGAUGAUAUGAAGAGUAACAUGCAAUUGGAGAGAUCUGGAAACCAAACAGAGUCCUCCUUGUCUUCUCGGCAUGACCUUAAUGAUGACUCUGGUAAGGAGUACAGUGGUCCCAGUGACCAAAGACAUGGUUAUAUUGGUAAUAAGGAGCAUCAAAAGGAAAGACAAGGAAACUGGAAAUCUUCUUCAGAGGAGUCACUCAUUGUGCUAAGGGAUAAAACUCAAAGCUCACCAUCACAAGUAUCAUCAGCUCAAAGGGGAGAUUCUAAUCAACUUAGGAGUUACCAUGAUCAAUCAUUUCAUAGCGAGUAUGGCAUCCCACUUCCUGUUGUGAAUAAUUAUGUUAGAGAUAAACAGGAGAUUAAGGAUAACCAAGAGUCUUUUGCAAUGAAAGGAAUGAGAAAACAACAAAGAAACAGCCAACAAAAUGAAGAGUGCAGAAAGCCUAUUCAGUUUGAUGUAUCUGUAGGCAACAAGGAAAAUUACCCGAGAAAAGAAACACCAGCAAGGAAUCUUAUCAUUGCACCUCCAGUUACACCAUUAGUGGAGAAACCUAGAAAAGAUAUGACUUUACAGGAAGCUUUAGCAAGAGCCCGGCCGGGAUACGUCCAAGGGGCUGAUGAUCGUAGGGCCAUGAUACGCCUGAAGCAGGAAAUGAGACGGGAUGCACAAAAUCACAACCAUAAGGUAGUGGCACAGCUGCCGACCAAUCUUCAGACGCCCUCGACACUUCAGCGUUUUCUAUAUAAACCAGAUAUAGCACCAAUAUUUUCAUACAAGGACAUUCGCAAACAGAAUCAGAGAAUCUACCAAUUGCUCCCUGAAGCAAGUCAUCCGGGAGUCAAGCAGUAUCGCAAAGCACAGAGUCAGACCAAUAGACUCAUGGCUGGCCUCUAUAGUCAGAAACUGAAGAAGAAAGUGCUGAAAGGUCAAGUAUCACAUGCCCACAAAGACAUCCUGACCCCCCCGUCACACUGCUACAAGAGAUAAAACUCCAGGAUCGGAACGGGGAGACCAAAGACAUCACCAGAAGAAUCAAGAAUGCCAUUGAAUCUCAAGAAGUUUUUAGAUUUACCUUAAACACUAUUUGUAAUGCAUGUAGGUUAUUGGAAGGAAUGUUUUGAGUUUCUUUCUGUUUUACUGGAAAGGUGCUUGUUAUCUCAAACCAGAACUGCUGCGCAAAGGGUGAACGAGUUUUAUAUUAUCUCGUGUUUUUUUGUUGCUUGAAUUUCAUAUUUUAAGAUUAUCCAUUUAUUUUUAAAAAAAAGCUUUUUGUAAUUUUUUUUUAUAGGUGAAAAGCUGAGAAGACCAGAAAAAAAUCUGAUGUCAUAAUUUAUCCCACCCUGUUUUCCCCAGUGAUGGAUUUAUUACCAACAUAACACUUAACACCUAAUUAUUAUUAAGGCAAUAUGAUACCUAUACUAUUAUUAAUCAAUCAGCUUCCCUAAGCAUUAUUCUCAAGAUAUGAAUACUCAGUAAUUGUUCAUAGGACCUGAUGCUUCUUCCACCUAAUUUUUGUACCUCAAAUUGUUUACAGAAUGUUCUCCUUGAAGAGCAUUUUUUAUGAUAGUAAUUUGCGAAAACAAGGAACAAUAUGCAAAAAAAACAAGUUGUGCAUGAUUGAAUCCUACUAGUCCAGCAUUUAGUCCAGUAGCUUUGUGGGUUCAGGAUAGUGAAUUUAAUUUAACCCCUUGGUGACGGGUGUAGAAAACUAAAAAAAAAAAAACUCUACACUCUGGCGAACCACGGCAACGCGCCGACUUUGAGCGUGUGAGUUCGGUACAUCAAGCCGAAUCACUGCCUCAGAGCGCUUUGGCACGCUGCCGCGGCGUACAGCUGCACGCCACAUUUCAAGCAAUUUGUUUUGACGCCUAUAGGCGUGACCCGUCGGGAAGGGGUUAAAGGUCAUACAUUCACUUGACUGCUACUUGGCCGGCUGUGGCAUCACCCUGCCUGUCUUCCAGCUGUUGAUACUGGUUCAUUACCUUGGCAGCAUAGCAGAAUCAGUUGUAGGUUGCUGCUGCUUGAUUGCAGUGUAGCAGAAUCAGUUGUAUAGUGCAUCAUGAAAUAUUCAUAAUUUUACCUUUUUCACCCAAAGAUUGACUGGUCUGCAACUCCCUAGCUGGCUGGACUAACUGGUUUAGCAUAUACUGUACUGUCUUUAUAUGAGCCUGCUUAGAUGUUUUAUUGUAUGGUAGGUAAAGAUGCUUGCAUUAUCCCAGGCAUUUCAUUUUUUGUUGAAUUUGUGUUGCUAUACCAAAGUUGUUAAUUUGUUUUAUAUUUUUGCAUUUACAUGCAUCCCAUUAUGCAAAUACAGUAUUUUUAAAGUAUAUUUAUAUUGAAUAUGAUUUAUGGUACAAAUGCCUAGAAGGAAAUCAUUUUGUAUGUAUUUUUAUGGUUUUCUAAUAUUUCAAUAAAAUAAAUAUUGACCCAG
This is a messenger RNA of Penaeus chinensis, 8693 nucleotides long. Its product is annotated as serine-rich adhesin for platelets-like. The record is from RefSeq and is a predicted model, not a curated record. The coding region runs from base 125 to 7249 and encodes 2374 amino acids. The transcript is spliced from 12 exons. NCBI's taxonomy places the organism in Eukaryota, Metazoa, Arthropoda, Malacostraca, Decapoda, Penaeidae.